This is a messenger RNA of Pipistrellus nathusii (Nathusius's pipistrelle), 1173 nucleotides long. Lineage: Eukaryota; Metazoa; Chordata; Mammalia; Chiroptera; Vespertilionidae. The record is from the annotation of a GenBank genome assembly.
AUGGUUGAAGCUGAUCGCCCAGGAAAGCUCUUUAUUGGUGGCCUCAAUACAGAAACAAAUGAGAAAGCCCUUGAAGCUGUAUUUGGCAAAUAUGGACGGAUAGUGGAAGUACUCUUGAUGAAAGAUCGUGAAACCAACAAAUCAAGAGGAUUUGCUUUUGUCACCUUUGAAAGCCCAGCAGAUGCUAAGGAUGCAGCCAGGGAUAUGAAUGGAAAGUCCUUAGAUGGAAAAGCCAUCAAAGUAGAACAAGCCACUAAGCCAUCAUUUGAAACUGGUAGACGUGGACCACCUCCACCUCCAAGAAGCAGAGGACCUCCAAGAGGUCUUCGGGGCGGAAGAGGAGGAAGUGGAGGGACCAGGGGACCUCCCCCACGUGGAGGGCACAUGGAUGAUGGAGGCUAUUCCAUGAAUUUUAACAUGAGUUCUUCCAGGGGACCACUUCCAGUAAAAAGGGGACCACCCCCGAGAAGUGGGGGUCCUCCUCCUAAAAGAUCUGCUCCUUCAGGACCAGUUCGCAGCAGCAGUGGAAUGGGAGGAAGAGCUCCUGUAUCACGUGGAAGAGAUAGUUAUGGAGGCCCACCUCGAAGGGAACCCCUGCCUUCCCGUAGAGAUGUUUAUUUGUCACCAAGAGAUGAUGGAUAUUCGACAAAGGACAGCUACUCGAGUAGAGACUACCCCAGCUCUCGUGAUACAAGAGACUAUGCUCCACCACCAAGAGAUUAUACUUAUCGUGAUUAUGGUCAUUCCAGUUCACGUGAUGACUAUCCGUCAAGAGGUUAUAGUGAUAGAGAUGGCUAUGGUCGUGAUCGUGACUAUUCAGAUCAUCCAAGUGGUUCCUACAGGGAUUCAUAUGACAGUUAUGGUAACUCACGUAGUGCUCCACCUACACGAGGGCCCCCGCCAUCUUAUGGUGGAAGCAGUCGCUAUGAUGAUUACAGCAGCUCACGUGACGGAUAUGGUGGAAGUCGAGACAGUUACUCAAGCAGCCGAAGUGAUCUCUACUCAAGUGGUCGUGAUCGGGUUGGCAGACAAGAAAGAGGGCUUCCCCCUUCUAUGGAAAGGGGGUACCCUCCUCCACGUGAUUCCUACAGCAGUUCAAGCCGCGGAGCACCCAGGGGUGGUGGCCGUGGAGGAAGCCGAUCUGAUAGAGGGGGAGGCAGAAGCAGAUAUUAA